GAUGUAACGGUCGCAGGUAACGGCCAAACCAUCCCGACGCAGGCGGCGCAUGGGUCUGUGCUGCAGCGGCCAUGGACACGUCGUGUCCGAGUCUGCGUUUGUGUUUGAGGGGAAUGCAUACAUUGGCAAGGGGUCGCACUCGAAGGUAUUUCGCGCAAAGUACAAAACGACCGGCGACAUCGUGGCCAUCAAAAUGAUCGUGAAGGACGCAGCGCGACAGGAAUGGCACAACGAAGUGGCCGUCAUGAAGAUGCUCGAUGUCCAUCCCAACGUGAUCGAGCUCAAGGGAACGUACGAGACUGACGAGUUUGUGUGCGUCGUGAUGGAGUACGCGGCCGGCGGGGAACUCUUCCAGCUCCUCAUUCGGGACGGAGCGUACUCGGAGGAAAUCGCACGAAAGUUCAUACGCGACACGCUGUUGGCCCUGGAGUUUCUGCAUGAUCAAGGCAUCGCCCACGGCGAUUUGAAGCCCGAAAACCUUCUCGUGACGUCCAAGCACGCACAGAAGGCGCGUGUGAAGCUAGCCGACUUCAGCAUGGCCGCCAUCAUGACAGUCAAGCACCUUGUGGACAAAGAUGGCCUUACGUGGGCGUACUGCGCGCCAGAAGUCCUGGGAGAUGAACACACCACUGUCAACCCCAAGGGCGAUAUGUGGAGCGUCGGAGUCCUCUUGUUCAUCGUGCUAUCUGCCAUGCACCCUUUUGACCUGACUGGACGAUGCAGCAAAGAAGCCAUCGUCAGCGCCAUCUUGGCAUUCCAAAUCGUCCACUUCGACGACUCGCAAGGGUGGGGCGAUGUGACUGCCGACGCCAAGGACUUGAUCCGCCGGCUCCUGUGUCGAGACCCGACGCAACGACUGUCUGCGAAAGAAGCGCUGCAACAUCCUUGGUUCGCCCAUGAAUCAGCGCCGACUUUACCUCUGCAAUGCUCGUUGCGCGGCGACCUCAACGUGUACAUGCGCAGCAUGCAAGCCCGGUUCAGAACGACAGUCGUGGUGGCGAUGGCGGCGCGGAGGUUUAGCAGUCUGCACAAAAAGCCCGACGACUUGUCCACAUUGAUCAGUCCCCAGGACGUCGUUGUCACACACAAGUCUGUCAUUCGGCAGGAGACGAUGGAGCCGAUCCACGACCGAGAUACCUCGAACAACGCAACAUCGCCGCCUUCCCCGGACAGCGCGGCGCCUUCACCCGCAGAAGGAGUUCCAGCCAUGCCGCCGUCAUGAUUGCAUGCAUCUCAGCAUCUAACCUUCGGGGACGACCUGUGUAAAUGAAUACUUUGGCUGGUU
Messenger RNA from Aphanomyces invadans, 1285 nucleotides. RefSeq names its product CAMK protein kinase. The record is from RefSeq and is a predicted model, not a curated record. The transcript has 6 exons. Gene Ontology annotation, biological process: peptidyl-serine phosphorylation; protein autophosphorylation; intracellular signal transduction. Gene Ontology annotation, cellular component: nucleus; cytoplasm. NCBI's taxonomy places the organism in Eukaryota, Oomycota, Saprolegniomycetes, Saprolegniales, Verrucalvaceae. Bases 50 to 1222 code for a protein of 390 amino acids. Gene Ontology annotation, molecular function: calcium-dependent protein serine/threonine kinase activity; calcium/calmodulin-dependent protein kinase activity; ATP binding.